CUCAGCAGCCGUAUCUGAAAAACAGCAAGAUGAAGCCCACCUCCCUGAUCUUCAGUGCUCUGCUUCUCUCUGCACUGUGUGCCCUGGUGUUUUCUGAGAACAGCCAUGGUCCGGGGGAAUGCUGCUUUAGCUUCGUACAGAAGAUCAGAUAUGAAUCUGCAAUGAUCAGCUACAAGAAUACACACCCAAGCUGUUCUCUCAAGGCUGUGAUAUUUACCAGGAGAGAUGGAGCAAAGCUGUGUGUUGAUCCAUCUAAAGAGUGGGUGCAGCACAUCAUCGAAGGUCUUGAAAUGGGACCCACAAAAAAUGAAUAAGCAUCUAAGAAUAGCGCCCCCUAGGGGUUGGCUUAUAUCUGGAGCAGGCAGUCCUUCAUGCUCAGAUGCAAAUCGUAAAAUUUUUCUCUCACGCUUAUAAUGCUACACUGUUAGCAUCCUGGUUCUUCAUGAUAUUUCAUUUUCAGUUUUUAGAGUAGGAACAGAUGUCUUUUUUCAGCCAUACAAGAAAAUAAAUGUUGCUGUAGCUGACGUUGUGUAAAUGCAGUGAAGACAAACAAUCAAUCGCUCAUGUUUAGAAUGAAUACGUAUGUUAA
Messenger RNA from Megalops cyprinoides (Indo-Pacific tarpon), 589 nucleotides. Its product is annotated as C-C motif chemokine 4-like. The coding region runs from base 30 to 314 and encodes 94 amino acids. Gene Ontology annotation, biological process: inflammatory response; positive regulation of ERK1 and ERK2 cascade; cellular response to tumor necrosis factor. Gene Ontology annotation, molecular function: CCR chemokine receptor binding; chemokine activity. Gene Ontology annotation, cellular component: extracellular region. The transcript is spliced from 3 exons. NCBI's taxonomy places the organism in Eukaryota, Metazoa, Chordata, Actinopteri, Elopiformes, Megalopidae. The record is from RefSeq and is a predicted model, not a curated record.